Molecule: messenger RNA, 180 nt
Organism: Symbiodinium sp. CCMP2456
Lineage: Eukaryota; Dinophyceae; Suessiales; Symbiodiniaceae
Source: the annotation of a GenBank genome assembly
AUGCUACGCGUCUAUCGAGCGUCGGGCGAUCUGCUUGCUGAGUUCACGCAGGAGGAUUUACAGAAACUGGCCAACGCAGACAAAUGCCCCGGGCAUGUGUUAAAGAGGCAUUUGCAAACGCUUUGUGGUCAGUUGAGAUUCAAGCAACGACUGCUGAAAGAGGGUUCCGCUGCACCUGAG